Triticum turgidum subsp. durum (durum wheat) is the source of this 1134-nucleotide messenger RNA. Lineage: Eukaryota; Viridiplantae; Streptophyta; Magnoliopsida; Poales; Poaceae. The record is from the annotation of a GenBank genome assembly.
AUGCUAUAUAAACCCAUGAGAUCCAGAACCAGGAGUCACCAAGGAGAGACACGAGCAACUACAAUGGGCUCCCUUUCCAUGAAGUGCCUGCUCUUCACCUCGGCAGUCGCCGUUGUCCUUGCUCUUUUCCCCGUUGCCGCUGUCGGCGCCGGCCUGAAAGUCGGAUUCUAUAGCAAGAGCUGCCCAUCGGCAGAGAACCUGGUGCAGCAGGCGGUGGCUGCUGCCUUCAAGAACAACACCGGUGUCGCCGCUGGCCUCAUCCGGCUGCACUUCCACGACUGUUUUGUCAAGGGUUGCGACGGAUCAGUCCUGAUCGACUCGACAGCAAACAACACUGCCGAGAAAGACGCGCCCCCCAACAAGCCCAGCCUCCGCGGGUUCGAGGUGAUCGACGCGGCAAAGAAGGCCAUCGAGGCCAAAUGCCCCAAGACGGUCUCAUGCGCGGACAUCCUCGCCUUCGCCGCCCGUGACAGCGUCGCGCUAGCAGGAAACGUUACCUACAAGGUGCCCGCCGGGCGCCGCGACGGCAGGAUUUCCACCAACGCGAGCGCCCUCAGCAACCUACCCUCGCCGCUCUCGACGGCGGCCGAGCUGGUCGGCAACUUCACCCUCAAGAACCUCACGGCCGAGGACAUGGUCGUCCUCUCCGGCGCCCACACCAUUGGCGUCUCCCGCUGCUCGUCCUUCACAAACAGGCUAUAUGCCUUCAGCAACACCAGUCAGGUUGACCCUACGAUGAGCUCUGCCUACGCGUUCCUGCUGAAAAGCAUAUGCCCUGCCAACAGCAGCCAGUUCUUCCCAACCACGACGACUGAUAUGGACAUCAUCACCCCGACGGUGCUCGACAACAAGUAUUACGUGGGUCUGACGAACAACCUGGGCAUGUUCACGUCGGACCAGGCGUUGCUCACGAACUCGACUCUGAAGGCAUCGGUCGACGAGUUUGUCAAGAGCGAGAAGAGAUGGAAGAGCAAGUUUGUCAAGUCCAUGGUGAAGAUGGGGGACAUUGAGGUGCUGACAGGAACGCAAGGAGAGAUAAGGCUCAGCUGCAGGGUCAUAAACAAAGGGAGCGCUGGUCUUGAGAUCAAUAAUGGACCCGACUAUGGUGAAUUCGCUGAAAUCGCGACGAGCUAG